AUGCUGUUUUUGUUAAUAAUAUGUGCGAGUGUACGCGCGUUCCCAUACACCAACGAACAGACUGCGAUUAUAGCGAAGAAAAUAACUGAGAUCGGUGCGCACCUUGUUAAUGCGAAUGAGGAGGUCAAGAACCACAAAGCCGAGAUUGAUGCUCUGAUGACCAAAAUUAGUAAGAGCUCGAUCGACUUUGCUGCUGCAAACGAUCAACUUUCGCAAUUGAACAUGAACAUUCUUUCUUUAGUCCGCACUGAUGCUCUUGAGACCAAAGCCCCAGUUGGUGAUUCCUUAGUCGACUUAGAUGAACUUUAUGAUGGCAAAAAGGCAAAGGUAGUGAAGAAAGUCUCAAAGAAAGUUGCAAAGAAACAACAGAAGAAAGCAAAGAAAGUGGCUCAAAAAGCUCAAGCGAAGAAGAUCGCCAAAAAAGAGAAUAAGAAGGCGACGAAAAAGGCUGAAAAGAAAGUCAUGAAGAAACAAGCCAAAAAGGCACAGAAGAAGUUAUUGAACCCGGCCAAGCUCAACACUUCAACGAAGAAAGAAAAGAAGGUCGUCAAAGUAGCAAAGAGCUCACCAAAACAACCAACCGGGAAAAUCACUUCCGCACAGAAGGCACAAGCAAAGGAAGCCGGGAUCGAAGCGUAUCGAAAAGUGAUGAGAAAGUAUAAGGCAAAGAUCUCAAAGGAAGCCCAUCAAGCCGCAAAGGAAGGGAAAGACGCAAAACAUUCAACUGCUGUGAUUAAAAUUGCAAAGAAAGCGAAAAAGAACUUGGAGAAGGCUAAGGAAGAAGCCAAGGAAGCAUAUAGAAACGCUUUCAGAAAGACUUUGAAGGGAAUGAGAAAGGGACACCCAUGCAAGCCAACUACUGUUAUAGUCACCCCUGUCGAACUUGUCUUCCCAUUCUCGACUAUCCCACAAAUUAGAAGAGCUCAAAUCUAUAUGAACAACAACUGGGUCAAGACUUGCAUGAAGGCUUGGUCACUCAACUAA
Molecule: messenger RNA, 984 nt
Organism: Entamoeba invadens IP1
Lineage: Eukaryota; Evosea; Mastigamoebida; Endamoebidae
Exons: 1
Coding region: 1-984 (327 amino acids)
Source: RefSeq, a predicted model, not a curated record